Messenger RNA from Quercus robur (English oak), 2124 nucleotides. Its product is annotated as DUF21 domain-containing protein At5g52790-like. The transcript has 13 exons. NCBI's taxonomy places the organism in Eukaryota, Viridiplantae, Streptophyta, Magnoliopsida, Fagales, Fagaceae. The coding region runs from base 119 to 1738 and encodes 539 amino acids. Gene Ontology annotation, cellular component: intracellular membrane-bounded organelle. Gene Ontology annotation, biological process: magnesium ion homeostasis. The record is from RefSeq and is a predicted model, not a curated record.
UGGAGCUUUUACUCUUCAUCCAAACCCAACUAUUUUCUAUCUAUAUGCUUCACUAAAACUUUCUUUUUUAAAGUUGUAUCUAAACGAUUCCUAUCAUAGUACACCUUGCUAAAACAAAAUGGCUGCAAAUGAUGUUCAAUGUUGUGAGCCAAUGUUCUGGGUGUAUCUAGUCAUAUGUGUGGUUCUUGUGUGUUUUGCUGGACUCAUGUCAGGCCUUACCUUGGGACUCCUGUCUAUUAGCCUUGUUGAUCUUGAGGUCCUCGCCAAGGCUGGUCAGCCCCAAGAUAGGAAGAAUGCAGAGAAAAUUUUACCAAUCGUUAAGAACCAUCACUUGCUCCUAUGUACCCUACUCAUAAGCAAUUCAUUGGCAAUGGAGGCCCUGCCCAUUUUCGUCGAUGGACUUCUUCCUGCUUGGGGUGCUAUUUUGGUAUCAGUCACCCUUAUACUAGCUUUCGGCGAGAUUAUUCCUCAAGCUUUGUGUUCAAGGUAUGGGCUAAGUGUUGGUGCAAAACUCUCAUUCCUAGUUCGGUUGCUUGUCUUAGUCCUCCUUCCUAUAUCUUAUCCCAUUAGUAAGCUCUUGGAUUGGCUUCUUGGUGAAGGGCAUUCCGCACUUCUUGGACGGGCUGAGCUUAAAACAUUGGUAGAUAUGCAUGGAUAUAAGGCAGGGAAAGGUGGAGAAUUAACGGAUGAUGAAACUGCCAUUAUUACUGGAGCUUUGGAUAUGACACAGAAAACUGCCAAAGAUGCCAUGACACCCAUAUCUGACAUAUUUUCGCUUGACAUAAAUUCGAAACUUGAUGAGCAAACAAUGGGACUAAUAUUGAGCGAAGGACAUAGUCGUGUACCCAUCUACUCUAAAAUCCCCAUAAAUAUCAUUGGAUUUAUUUUGGUAAAAAAUUUGAUCAAGUUCCGCUCAGAAGAUGAAACCCCCAUUAAAGAUCUUAUUAUCAGGAGAAUUCCUAGGAUAUAUGAUUGUUUACCUCUAUAUGAAUUAUUGAAUGAAUUCCAAAAGGGUCACAGUCACAUAGCUGUUGUUAUAAAAAGUAAGAAGGAAGGUAUGGAGAACCCAGAAAAGGAAGCCAAUCCUAGCAUGAUCCAGUUAAACAUGAAUUUAAAUUCUAGUCAAAGACAUUUAGUUAUAAAAGGAAUCGAUCAGCACAGUGACCCCGAAAUUCAAAUGCCAACAUUAGAUAAUGUCAUGAAGCUCAGCAAUAGUUUAAGCCCACAUUCAAAAAAAUGGAAGCGAGGAGAUGGAAAAAUUUUAAAUGAAGAUUCGGGAUCUCUGCCAAAUUUAGAUGAAGAGGCCAUUGGUAUCAUUACAUUGGAGGAUGUUAUGGAGGAGCUGCUACAGGAGGAAAUUCUAGAUGAGACAGAUGAAUAUGUGGAUGAUCACAAGAAAAUUCACAUCAACACGCUACCUUCAAGAAUAUCACCAUUAAGAUCUCCUGCAGCAGCAGCAUCGGCUUCUCAUUUUCAAUGGCAGACUCCCGUGGCAUCCCCAUUUCAUUCGUAUUAUCAUACUCCUCUAUCUUCAAAUAACCAUAGUCCUAUACUGAAAUCACCAAUUUCCCCAUAUCUUCAAUUUUCUCCAUCUAUAAGACCAACUCUAUCUGCUUCCCCUGAAAAGGUCAUGCCAAAUUAUUCACCAAUAUAUGCAGGCGGUGCUCGCUACUCACCAUCCUUGCAUAAGGUUUCAAAGAAAUUAUAUGAGAAGCUGAGGCAGCCUGAUGGUCCAUAGAGUUCCAAAAGCUUCAAUGUGUUUGGUGUUUAAUAAAAGAUAAUAUGCUAAACUUGUACACGGGAAACAUUUAUCACCUACGAAGAAGACUUUCUUAGUCCAAAGUAAGGCAAUAUUUGUGUUUUCAAAAGAGAGAGAGAGAGAGAGAGAGAGAGAACAUUUGUGUCCAAAUAUGUAGAGGGCAAGUACGCCCUGUCAUGUUAACUGAAAAUGUCUAUCAACAUAAUUUUUAAGUUAGAUUACCAAAACUGUCCAAGUACAAAUAAGUCUAAUGAGAUACAACUGUUCAAUUAAUAUGCUAUGAUUGGUGUUAGAGUAAAGACAAUUUUAAUAGAAGACUCUUAUAAAAGUGAUGUUAUAUUAAUCACAAUUUAUUGCUUCACUGA